AUGGAGGAAACCAGCGUCGCUCCGACUGAUCCGUCUUCGUUGGAAAUGAGGUUGCUCGUUGCCUCCCAUUUACAAGGUCAUAUACGGAGUAAGCUGGUGCAUCAGAUAGGCUUCACGGCUACGGGCGGGAUCUCAACCUCCAAACUAUUGGCAAAAUUGGUAGGGAACGUUCACAAGCCCAACGGCCAAACGACUCUUCUGCCGCCAUAUACGGCAACAGAAGAUAAUACUAGCAACGUGUCGAAGUUCUUGGAUGAUCACGAGAUCCGGAAGAUUCCUGGAAUUGGUUCUCGCAUUGCCCAGAAACUAAAAUCCCAUGUCACAGGGCAAGAGAGCGUCGACGAGAAGGUCACUGUCAAGGAUGUUCGACAGUCCCCUGGCAUGGGCCCACCUUUACUGGACAGAAUCCUCGGCGGGCCAGGCUCAGUGAAGGGCAUCGGGAUGCGCAUGUGGAGCAUUCUCCAUGGUGUAGAUAAUUCCGAGGUGCUGGAGGGUCGCGAUGUGCCCACUCAGAUCAGCAUCGAGGAUUCUUACGGGCGGUUAGAUACGCUCGAGGGUGUACGACGAGAGCUAGUAGUGCUGUCGCGAAGUCUGAUCCGUCGCGUAAGAACCGACCUACUUGAUAUGAGUGAUGACACUGCUCCCCAAGGGAGAUGGCGUGCUCAUCCUCGCACUCUGCGGUUAUCGACCCGGCCAAGACCUCCGCCAGACUUGGGGACGGGGCGUGCGCACAGUUACAAUCGCAUCUCGCGGUCAGCGCCCCUGCCACCCUUUAUUUUCAACUUGGAUGAGAAUAUCGAUGCACUGGCCGAGCGACUGGUCCGAGAAUGUGUUUUGUCCAUGUUCCGCAAAUUACAUCCUGAAAAGUCUGGGUGGAACCUCAGUUUGUUGAACGUCGCAGUUACCAAUAUGGUGGAGACCGCGGGGGAUCAGAAACAAAACAGUGGACGAGAUAUCGGGAAGAUGUUUCGACAGCAGGAGACAGUACUUAAGGAUUGGACUGUGCAGGAACCCGAGUCAUCAUCUGAUGUGCCGCGGUUGUCCGGCGGUUCCCCUGAGAUCCAGUCCCAGUCAGAUGAUGGCUGGGACGAUGAUGAACCCUUGGGGAGUGUGGAUUGUCCUAUAUGCGGGGUUUCAAUCCCAUAUUUUGCGCAGUUGGCACAUCAGAUAUAUCAUUCCGAGAAAUAG
Molecule: messenger RNA, 1188 nt
Organism: Penicillium crustosum
Lineage: Eukaryota; Fungi; Ascomycota; Eurotiomycetes; Eurotiales; Aspergillaceae
Product: putative DNA polymerase iota
Exons: 1
Coding region: 1-1188 (395 amino acids)
Biological process (GO): translesion synthesis
Molecular function (GO): damaged DNA binding; DNA-directed DNA polymerase activity
Source: RefSeq, a predicted model, not a curated record